Trichophyton benhamiae CBS 112371 is the source of this 240-nucleotide messenger RNA. RefSeq lists its product as uncharacterized. NCBI's taxonomy places the organism in Eukaryota, Fungi, Ascomycota, Eurotiomycetes, Onygenales, Arthrodermataceae. The transcript has a single exon. The record is from RefSeq and is a predicted model, not a curated record. Bases 1 to 240 code for a protein of 79 amino acids.
AUGGAUGGCCUUUUUUCUCCUCUUCUUCUCAUCCUCCCUCUCUUCUCCCUCCUCUCUCUCCUGUCAUCACCUUCAUCUCACAUAUUAAAGGCAUCUCUUCAAGCCUCUCCAGCUGUUUCUUCAAGUCAUCUCUCAAGCUCACCAAUUUUCGUUGCAUCGACUGUGCCGUAUACACACUCUCCAGACUGUUCAACCAUUGACUCGACUGAUAUCCCGGCUGCUCGAGUCAUCUCCUUUUGA